This is a messenger RNA of Ipomoea triloba (trilobed morning glory), 849 nucleotides long. RefSeq names its product exopolygalacturonase-like. The record is from RefSeq and is a predicted model, not a curated record. Gene Ontology annotation, molecular function: polygalacturonase activity. Gene Ontology annotation, biological process: carbohydrate metabolic process. Bases 1 to 849 code for a protein of 282 amino acids. The transcript is spliced from 3 exons. Lineage: Eukaryota; Viridiplantae; Streptophyta; Magnoliopsida; Solanales; Convolvulaceae.
AUGCUUGCAUGCAAAGAUAGCCACAGCACGGUGGCCGUUCCAAGCGGGGAGUUCUUACUGAAUCCGGUGAGGUUAAGCGGCCCAUGCGCCGGCCCGAUAACGUUUUCUGUCACGGGCGUUUUGAAGGCUCCGGAAAAGACUUUCCUCGACAUCCCGGAGUGGAUACUGUUGGAGGAUCUGCAAGGCAUAACCGUCACCGGGAACGGCGUUUUAGAUGGUCAGGGUGCCUACGCCUGGAGUGUGAACCCAUGCAAAGUUGAUCCCAACUGCAAACCUUUGCCAACGAAUUUGAAAUUCGGUAAUAUCGUGCAUGGACGCAUUGAAGGGAUAACUUCACGGGAUAGUAAAUUUUUUCACAUUUUAAUCGACGGCUGUAAACACGUGGAGAUUGAAAAUAUAAGAAUAACGGCGCCGGCGGAUAGCAAAAAUACCGACGGAAUACACAUCGGCCAGUCACAAUAUGUGCAAGUCCAAAAUGUGGAUAUUGGAACAGGGGACGAUUGCAUUUCGUUUGGGCCAGGAUCCACAAACGUUGUGAUCAGUCAGGUGAAUUGUGGUCCUGGCCAUGGCUUUAGCAUUGGAAGCCUAGGAAAAAGUGAAAAUGAACCAGAUGUGAAUGGAAUUAUUGUGACGAAUUGCAAUAUCACAAACACCACAAAUGGGCUUAGGAUCAAAACGUGGGCACCUUCUACUCCCAACAAGGUUUACAACAUUACCUAUCAAGACAUCAUUUUGAAUGGUGUUCAAAACCCGAUUGUCAUUGAUCAACACUACUGUCCCAACAACGCAUGCCAAGAUCAGGUAUGGAGUAGUCUAAGCCGUGAGCGCGCUAGAGCUAUAUCGUUAUGA